Mercenaria mercenaria is the source of this 3508-nucleotide messenger RNA. RefSeq names its product carbonic anhydrase-related protein 10-like. The transcript is spliced from 10 exons. The record is from RefSeq and is a predicted model, not a curated record. Bases 1469 to 2485 code for a protein of 338 amino acids. Lineage: Eukaryota; Metazoa; Mollusca; Bivalvia; Venerida; Veneridae. Gene Ontology annotation, molecular function: carbonate dehydratase activity; zinc ion binding.
CAAUCGUGUCUUUAAAUAUUAAUGAACACCCAAACACAACGGCACACUGAAAUUAAUUGCGAACGAAAUAAGGAAAAGGUUUUACUCUUUUAGAUGUUUCUAGUGUGAUGACAAGUUCUUUUGCCUAGAAGGGAUAUUGUGAUAACAGUAUUCACUCUUAGUGAUUGGACACUUGCUAUAAAACAGCAUUCGGAAUCAGAUAGCGAAAGCAUCGGCAAUGGAAAUAUUAACCGUAGAGUUAAGUGAAACUGGAUGUUUGGCGGAAUACUUUCUCUGAUAGAAGGACGUAAAUUUGUGCGGCCUGUAUAUGCGCCAAAGAAAAAUGUAUUUCAAAUAAAUAAGGAAAAUAGUCUUGGAAGAAGAUAACUUGAUUUUUUUUCUGAAUUUAACUUGAAAGACAGGAGACUUGAACAAAUAAGAAGAAAUACUGGAUAUAAUUCAUGUAGAAGUUAAAAUUAUAUUUGGAAAGUGUGGGGCCGAAAAUCAAAUUGAACAAUAAAAUAUUGAUAAUAGAAAUACAUGUUGGUAACAUAAGGCCAAGAAAAUAAUUUUGAAUGAACCAAAAAUAUUUUUGGAUAAUUGUGCUCAUUUUUAUUUUAUAUUUAAGGCUAACAUAAACUGUAUGGAUGAAAUAAAGAGUAACAUUUGUUUUUAGAAAUAUUGCACGAGAAAUUCGUGAUGAAGAAGCGAUGAAGUCAUAGAAUUGCAACUGAUCAUUCUCAUCCUCUUGGGCGUUGAAUAUCGUUUAAAUGCUAAUUUGUAAAAUGAUAAAAAGUAAUUAAAUUUAUUGCAUUGUUUGACAUCUUUUCAAUGGAAAAAUAUUCAGAAGGGCGUUUAUGCAAAUAUUUCAAUACUAAAUACAAGUGAGACAAUAUCGAUAAAAGAAUUAUCCGAGGUUUUGUUUAGUUGUACCGACAGUAUUUUAUGACGGUUUCAAUGGUUGUAUUAAGUUCCAAUUGUUUAUAUUGAUCGCUGAACAAAGGGAAAAUGUUUAUCCGUUUAAAUAAAUCAAUAUUAUUACUUUAAUUUCUUUGAAGUGCGGACCAAUUACGCAUUAAUUACCAAUUUUUUUUUCGAGGCACCGUUUGUUAAAUAGUGAAUUUUAUUCCGGAUUGGAAUUUAAUGAAUUGUGGGAUAGUGUUUUUUUCUAAAUGUAAAUAAAAUAGAGAUGUAAUCGAUGCUUGGCAUUAAGUACAGACACUUAAAUAAACGACAUUGGGAUUAGCAUCAAGUUUCAGCAAAUGAAUAAAUAUUUGUUGAUGAAUUUUUUAUUAAUCUCUCUUAUGAGGGAUUACGAACAAAGCUUACAGAGAGAAUAAAACUAUAAAGUGUUGAUCGGGUAAUUCUUCGGAGACUCAUAUUGACAUAUGAAUUUCUAUACUUAAUGUUCUGCAGUUGCUAAAAGAAACGUUUAAAGUGUAUCAACAAACUGGAUUCCUAAAAUAUUGCCAUCACAUAUGAUAAAUAAAUGAAUAUAUUGAAUAUGGAUGUAAUCGGUGAAUAUGUACAAGUCAAAAAGAUGUUGAUUAUAUGCAUGCUGCUGGUUCUACAGUCAAAACCAGGCACCACAAACGUCAAUGUUACUUUACCCCAAGUACAAAGCUCUUCAUUAUGGUCAAUAUGGUGGAACUAUGACGGUAUCUCUGGGCCGACUAUGUGGGGAUCUAUGAACGGGGAAUGGUUUAUGUGUAGCAAGGGCAAGAAUCAAUCUCCUAUCGAUAUAGAACCACAAAUACUGCUGUUUGAUCCAACUUUGAAACACAUUGAGAUUGAAGGAGAUUUGAUGACCGGUACACUGAUUAACAAUGGCGUCGAUCUCACGUUCGAAGCGAACGAAACAAGUAUAUAUGCACCCGUAAAUCUUACACUUGGACCAUUAUCAUACAAAUAUACAGUUUCUCAGAUCAAAAUCCAUUUCGGCAGUUGGGACGGUGUAGGAUCGGAGCAUUCUGUUAAUGGCGAAUCAUUUGACGGUGAGGUUCAUAUAAUAGCAUAUAAUGCAGAUGUAUAUAACAAUUUAUCGCAUGCCCAAAAGGCACCACGGGGAGUUGCAAUAAUAGCGGCGUUUUUACAGGUUGGAAAUUACAAAAAUGAAAACUUUGACGUUAUAUCAGAGCUGAGUAAAUUAGUAUUAUACAAAGGCCAGAGAGCAAGGUUAAAGCAUUUCAGUUUAUUAUCAUUCCUACCUAACAGAGAGAAUUACAUCACAUAUGAAGGCUCAUUUACUCAGCCUGGUUGCUAUGAAACAGUCACAUGGAUGAUUCUUAAUAGGCCCAUAGGCGUGAGUCACGAGCAGCUGGAAGUAUUGCGCAAUUUACGUCAGAGAGAUAUACAUCACCCUCAGUCAUUCAUGGCUGACAACAGACGUCCAUUAAUGCCUUUAAACAGACGUACGGUCAGAACAAACAUCAAUUUCAAACGCGGAUGUUCAAUGGAACAAGAUAUGCAUUAUCAACUGAAUAGUAAACUGAGGGUGAAAAAAUGAAUGAAGCAACUGUGUUCGUACCAACCAGCAUUUUUUUAACCAGAAACAAAAUAAGAAGUAUCAGGGCUCAAUUGUCGAGAUAUGAUGGUUCAAUGUUGACAGUAACGAGCUUGAUGUGAUGUAGAAGCUAAUGUGACACGUAGGGGUCAUAUGUAACUGAUUUGCUAAUAGAAAAAAGGUUUAUGAAAUUGUUCAAACCAUACUUGCAUUCACAAGAGAAUGUUGCAGGAGUGUGCGGGGACAAUUUAAGCAUUUCAAGCGAUGCGUAUAAACAAAAGCUUCUACUAGAUACACAUGCAUUUUGUGAUUUUUUUAACAUGAACAGAUAAUUAAUGGCAUGAAAGUAUAACCUAAUCAAGUUCAUAUUUGGAAGCUUUGUUUUGUUCAACUCCAUAGCUGUCAUUAUGUGUUAAUAUUAUACGAAUUCCUUGUAAAAUGUUUCGUUUACGAACAAAAUACAUGUAGUAUUAGAAAAGUAUAACUUGGGUAUUUUAUGCAAUACGAAGAUGACUUGGUUACAUACAAGUAUUAAAGAAUUAUCAAAUGUAACAUAUGUGUAUUGUAAAGUCUUGCUUCAAUGUGAAACCUAAUUUUAAAUUUGUGUUAAUUUCACAGUUCUAGAGAUACGUUUAUAUACAUCAAAUUAUACGGAUAUUUAUUAUUAGCACGAUAAUAUAAUUACUGUUUUAAAACAUAUCAAUAACCGACAACGUUUGUUAAAGUGGACAGCCUUUUUCUCCGUAACUAUUCUAUGAAAAGCAAACCAUUCUCGAUACUAGCUUUAAUCUUACAUUUCUAUGUUUUCGAAAUACUUCAGAUAUACCACGGAUCACUAAAACAUAGCAUAUGUGUUAAAUAUUUUAUUGUCAAACCUUUUUCGAUUUCCUUGUAUGUGUUGACUCAUGUACCAGUUUCAUCUGUUCUGUUGUAGCUUUGCUAGAUUGUUCAAUUCAAACAUAUAACUAUUGCUUUGUAAUCCGUAGUUAUUUAUGCAUAUUUAUUAUCGAAAUGGUGCUAUUUUUG